AUGCCAGAAGUGGCACCCUUCUUCAAAAAAUUGGCCAAUCUCAGAAGAGCAAUGAACUCAAAGCCUUUCCCUCGAGUGACGCUUAUCACAGGUAUCGUCACCAACUCCGACGACCGGGUAUCUUCAAUCCUGACGAACUUGGGUCUGCGGGUCAAUACUGCUCGACGAGCACAGCAGGACGAGCUAUCGACAUUAGUCAACAAAUUUGAUCUUGACUUCACAACAACGAGCUACGACGUUGGCCACACCAAACCUGCGAAAGAAAUCUUUGAGGCUGCUUUCGGACAAAGCGGGUAUUCAACAUCUGAGAAAGUCCAAUGCGUCCACAUUGGUGACGAUCUCGUCAAAGAUGUUCAGGGAGCAGAUCAAGCUGGAUGGGAAAGUGCACUGCUUCUACCGUCAAACCCCUCAGUAACAUAUGUUCCUCACCAGGACCCGAGCAUUCGCCAAACGUCUUUGCAACUUCUGCAUUCAGAGCUUGGCAGCUGGUGGUCUAAAACCGAGCUCAUCGUCAAGCUCUUACGCGAAGUUCUCAGCACUCCAAAUCCUCGCGGAGCCCUCGCACAGCAACGAGCGUCGAUCAAAGCACCACCAAUCAAAGGGAAAAUGUGGAUAUCAAAAACAACUCUACUCGCCCCAGAGAGUGAUGAAGUCCCACAACUCUUGUACCAAGCGAUUGAUGACCUCAAGAGCUCCCCUUCACAGAUUUACACUAGACCAGCUGUUCUACCAGUAGAAGCCGAAUGGACAGGCUACCGUCCAGAUGUGGACUCUCAGCGUGCUCGCCCCGACCUUAGUGAACGCCAACACUAUGACCGCCUUAUGUCAGAUACAGCAACUCCCAUCACAAUCCUCUACUUCCACGGUGGUGCCUUUAUAAUGAUGGACCCAGCCUCCCACCGCAAUCCGGUUUCCCACCUAUCUCAUCUAACAGGUGGCCGUGCACUGAACAUCCGCUACCGUCUCGCGCCUCAGCACCCUUUUCCAGCCGCCCUCCUCGAUUGCUUCAUAGCCUACCUCUCGCUCCUCUACCCUCCACCGUCCUCCUUUCACUCUACUGUCCCAUCCUCCCAAAUAAUUCUAGCAGGCGACAGCGCAGGCGGAAAUCUCGCCCUUGCCCUCACCCAACUCCUGUUACAAAUCAAUCACAGUACCUCUGAGGCCCAAAAGCAAUCUUUUCGCUUCCAUGAACACGAAGUCACCCUGCCUCUCCCUCUUCCCGCAGGUCUUGCGACACAUUCUCCCUACUUGGACCUGACAGGCUGUCUCCCCUCCCGCGUCUCGAAUGCGCAAUACGAUUACCUCCCUCCACCGCUGACAUCCCUACGCCUCGCUACAUGGCCAAAAGACGAAGUCUGGCCUACCGACCCUCCGCGCGGAGACCCCUAUUGUGAGACCAGCAUUCUCAAUCAUCCUCUUGUGUCACCCGUUUCUGCAAAGAGCUGGGAGGGCGCGCCACCAAUGUGGCUAGCCUAUGGAGAAGAGAUGCUAGCAGAUGAAGGAAAGCAGCUUGCAAGUUUGGCGAGUGAGCAGGGCGUGAAGGUUAUGUGGGAGCAGUGGGAGGCACAGUGCCAUUGUUUUGGCAUGAUAAUGCUAGGGGCGGCGAAUUCAAAGCGAUUUUUUAAGGAUUGGGCGGGAUUCUGCAAGGCGGUCUGCGUUGUUGAAGAGGAUAAGGAAGAGGGCAAGGCCAAAGGAAGCUUGGCAAGCAGUGGGCUGUUCUUCGAGGCCAAAACUUUGAAAGAGAGGGAGGUCGAGGUUGCUAAGCUGAAGGUCGUGGAGAAGAGCGAGCUGGACGAGCUGAUGCUCAAGGCCAUGGAGAAGAGAGAACUGCAUCCCGCAGAAGCGACGAAGACUAUGCCAAAGCUCUGA
Molecule: messenger RNA, 1869 nt
Organism: Bacidia gigantensis
Lineage: Eukaryota; Fungi; Ascomycota; Lecanoromycetes; Lecanorales; Ramalinaceae
Exons: 2
Coding region: 1-1869 (622 amino acids)
Molecular function (GO): hydrolase activity
Source: RefSeq, a predicted model, not a curated record